This is a messenger RNA of Halichondria panicea, 3500 nucleotides long. RefSeq names its product DNA-directed RNA polymerase, mitochondrial-like. NCBI's taxonomy places the organism in Eukaryota, Metazoa, Porifera, Demospongiae, Suberitida, Halichondriidae. The coding region runs from base 91 to 3363 and encodes 1090 amino acids. The record is from RefSeq and is a predicted model, not a curated record. Gene Ontology annotation, biological process: mitochondrial transcription. Gene Ontology annotation, cellular component: mitochondrial DNA-directed RNA polymerase complex. The transcript has 35 exons. Gene Ontology annotation, molecular function: DNA-directed RNA polymerase activity; mitochondrial promoter sequence-specific DNA binding; protein binding.
GAGGUGUGGCUUGGUGAGACCCACGUGGAUUUGAUUCUGUCCUAGCUAGCUGGGAAGAGGAGAUCGGGAGUAUCUUGAGCUUCCACAUUCAUGCUGAACAUCAAGCUGAGAGGUGUACACACACUGGGACACUAUGCAGCUGCUGCUUGCAAACAGAAAGUGUUAAGUUUUUCAACUGCUGUUUCCACUGUCAACAAGAGCAGUACAGCCAACCAAUGGUUGCAUCGGCAAACAUGCAAGAAGCUGUCAUCUCCACACACUGAGCAAGGUGUCAUAGCAACUAUCGACAGCUUCGUUUCUGCUGGAAUGGUGCAAGAAGCAGAGCCCUUGUUCAAUCUUUAUCGUCGUCAAGGCCACCAAUUUGAUGUAGACGUUUACAACAUACUGCUAGAUGCUUGGGCAGCACAGUCCAACAAGAUCAGAGCCAGUGUGUUGUAUGAUACAAUGCCUGGGGACAGAGUGGAGAGGAGCAUUCAAACAUACGCUAUCAUGCUUGCUCUGUGUGCACAUCUCUACUACUCUAAUAGAUUUGAGGACUGGAGCUGUGCCAGUGAAAUUUGUGAAGAGCUGAAAAGCAAGGGUCAUAAACUGGAGAGCAUACUGCAUACAGCAAGCCUCUCUCGUCAUGACACUCAACUGGUCUUAAAGGUACUGAGUCACUUUGGGGUGACCCCUAUGACCCCUCCUCCGCCCGAAGUAGUCUAUCCCAGAGUGGUGCAAUCGUUGUAUAAACAGUGGAGACAAGAUACCCAAUCUGGAAAGGAACUCUCCCACCCUCCAGUCUUGAAAGAACUGUUCAAAGAUGAGGGCUCUCUGAAACGCUGUCUAGAGAACCAGCUCGACAUUGAGCGGAAGAGUUUCGAGGUCGUUCGUUCGAUUGCAGUUACAACCCGCAAAGCGACCAAGGAUAUCAACGUAAAGGAGGUACUGAAGGAACUGCGCCAGUCUUGGAAGGAGCAGCUCACUGCGGUUAUAAAGAACGACAUAGAAGAGUUCCGAGCCAUCAUUGAGCUUAUACCAGAUUUGAGUGGCACCUUCCGUGGUCCAAAGCAGUUUCCCUUCCUAGCUCUGUUGCCAGCUGAAGAUUGGGCAAGCCUUCUGGUUGACCAGGUGCUGAUGUCGCUCAUAGCACACCCAGAUGGCAUGCCCAUACAGUACGUGAAUAGGCAGGUGGGACAAGCUGCAUGGACCAAGUACUCUGUCAUCAGGAAGGAGAAGAGGGGACUCUUGGACAAGAUUCAGUUGAUGUAUGAGCAGUACAUUGAGAAGCUCCAGUCUCCAGUCCAUUCCAACAGACCAGAACGAGAGAUCUGGAAUGAGACAAACUGGAACACAAUAUCCUAUGGAUCACUGGAAUGUGACCCACCCAAAUGGACAAGAGUUAUCAGCAGUCAUGUUGUGAGUGCUCUGCUGGAGAGACUACUGGAGGUGGCCACUGUGCCAGUCAACUUUGCCAAACCACAUGGCCCCAGACAGUCUGCCUUUGAACAUCUCAUAAUCACUCCCGAACCAGAGGAGGAUAAGAGAUUCGAACCACUCGACAAUUACAAAAAGAUGGGAUUCAUUCGAGCCACUAAAAGUCUCUACAGCUUUGCCAGACACUACCACAAGGACACGGAGGAGUUCUUGCAUGUGAGCAGUUUUCUACUCCCUAUGUUGGUCCCCCCUCGACCCUGGACCGCCCCCCACAUGGGAGGCUACCUCCUCUCUCCGUUUGCAAUCAUUCGUUGCCCUGAGGAUACGUACCAACACCAGCUGCUACUGGAGCAAGCUAAUAACCUCAAUGCUGUCUAUGACUCUCUCAAUUAUAUCGGCAAUUGCCCCUGGGCAGUCAAUGGACCGAUACUGGAUCUGGUGAUUCAGUUGUUCAACGGAGGUGGGGACACCAAGCUGGAGAUACCGUCCUGCUCUGAGUUCAUUCUUGAGAAGAGCACGAGGUUAUUGAGUGCUGAGGAGUUGAAACAACGGAACAAAGUUGCACGAGAAAGUUUCUCUCUCUGGAUGGACAUGCUGUAUCGACUGUCACUGGCCAAUCAUUACCGAGAUAAAGUGUUUUGGUUGCCGCACAACAUGGACUUCAGGGGAAGAGUCUACCCAAUACCACCACACCUCACACACAUAGCAAUGGAUGUUGGGAGGGCUAUGCUCAAGUUUGGAGUGGGGUACCCCCUGGGAGAGGGGGGGCUCGAUUGGCUGAAGAUACACAUCAUCACGCUACAAGGGGCAAAGAAAAAGGAAUCAAUGGAAGUCAGACUACAGUUUGCUAAUGACAUUAUUGAUGAUAUCAUCGACUCUGCAGACAAUCCUCUCACAGGCAAGAAGUGGUGGCAGAGUGGAGAUGACCCGUGGCAAGUGCUGGCUUGUUGUGUGGAGAUAGCCAAUGCCAUCAGGUCAGGAGACCCCUCCUCUUUUGUUAGCCACCUUCCAGUACAUCAGGAUGGCUCAUGCAAUGGACUACAGCACUAUGCUGCCAUGGGUAGGGACUACCUUGGUGGUAAACAGGUCAACUUGAUUCCUCAAGAUCAACCAGAAGAUACCUACGCAGCAGUUGCAUCAGUGGUGGAACAGCUACGCAAGAAAGAUGCGGACAAUGGUCAUGAGAUUGCCACAAUACUGGAAGGAAAAAUCAAUAGAAAAGUUGUCAAGACUACAGUGAUGACUGUUGUGUACGGUGUUACAUGGAUUGGGGGACGAUUGCAAAUUGAAAAACAAAUUGAUGGUCAUGUGCCGGAUGACCAGCUCUGGAACUGUUCUAACUAUCUGGUGGGGAACGUGUUUGCUUCUCUGAGGGAGUCCUUUGCCAACGCUCGGUUCAUUCAAGAUUGGUUGGCAUCCAGUGCUCGUAAAGUGUCUCUGGCUGGACGACCAAUGGAAUGGAUCACUCCUCUGGGCCUGCCCAUAGUGCAGCCUUACCACAAGCAAGUCAUGAAACAGGCUUAUGUGAAGUUACAGUCUGUUGCUCACACCACCUCCUCUGACUUCACCACACCCCCUGACACCAGACGGCAGAAAAUGGGGAUGCCCCCUAAUUUCGUCCACUCAAUUGACUCCACCCACAUGAUGCUCACCUCCCUACACUGUCACAGGGCUGGUGUUCCAUUUGUUGCUGUUCAUGAUAGCUACUGGACACACCCCUGCUUUGUGAACAAGAUGAACCAGUUCUGUAGAGAGCAGUUUGUGGCGCUUCAUGAAGAGCCAAUACUGGAGGACCUGGCUGAUGCCUGGGAGGAGAAGUAUGGAAGACUAGAGUACAAGGAAAUUCAACCAGCCAGAAAGGUCAAGUGUCAGUUCAGAGAUCCAUUUCCUAGCAUUGGUGAUCUCAAUCUGAAGCAAGUGCUGAAAUCAACUUAUUUUUUCUCCUAACUAUUUCUACUGCAUGCAUGUGGACAGUCUAACAACUAUAUCAGGUUUUCAUUACAAUAAUCUUUCUUUAUCUAUAUAGUUUCAAUUGCUUGUAUCAUUUCUUUAAUAUAGUGAGUAUAUUUAAUAUAACAAAAUAA